Salvelinus fontinalis (brook trout) is the source of this 5482-nucleotide messenger RNA. RefSeq names its product mitochondrial basic amino acids transporter-like. Gene Ontology annotation, cellular component: mitochondrion. Gene Ontology annotation, biological process: mitochondrial L-ornithine transmembrane transport. The transcript has 4 exons. NCBI's taxonomy places the organism in Eukaryota, Metazoa, Chordata, Actinopteri, Salmoniformes, Salmonidae. The record is from RefSeq and is a predicted model, not a curated record. The coding region runs from base 2916 to 3689 and encodes 257 amino acids. Gene Ontology annotation, molecular function: high-affinity L-arginine transmembrane transporter activity.
GGGGGCUGCGAAUUGUAGUCUGUACCCCUGGUCUACAGUGCGUAAGACCCAAGGGGAGACUGAACACAUGCGCGCGCCACUGCUCUCUGUGGAGCAAGGGAUCCCGCUUCUCCCCUUUGGGGGACAGGGGACUCAUGUGACAUUCGCCACACUGGGGUAACUCUGCAUGUGGGCAACCUAUCCCGUGGAGGGGACGCGAUGGCCUGCAAGGCCUGGUGGCCGGACAAGGACGCCCUCGAGAGGUUGAUUGUUUUCCAUGAAAACAUUCUGAGCCAUCACCCUCGGCCCGUGGGCCUGGAUGCGAUGAACUCUUUAUUUGAGAACUGAACUUGGGGAUUAGUGGUGACCCGCCCCAACGAGGGCAUGCUACACCUAUGCCAUGUGUAAACGAGCUUGUGUGACUUGCAGCAGGAAUCCAGAGGACACUAUGGUCGUCAAGGUCGGAGGAGUUCUGCCAGCUCAUCGAGCCCCCGCGCCUUGCACUAGGUGUGCCAAUUCUUCCCCUUCCCUCUGGAUGGCGCCAUGUGGGUCUCCACUGCUAAUUGCUUGGAGUGAUGCCCUGAGGCACCGCGUUGCUGGUGAGCGGAGUGUCUGUCCCAGGGUCGGUGCUGCCGGAGAAGGCUGAGACUUCUUGGGGAACCUCCAGUUCUGGGAGGGAGGACUCCUCAUGAAGACCUGGGUGAAUGUGAUCUUCUGGGGAUUCAGGGCUUGUUUCUGUGGUAACAGGGAGCCCAGCAUUUGAGUCUCCUUUUCUUAGAAUUUAACCUGGCCUGUAUCUACGAUUAUGGCUGGUCCAAACAGCCUGUUAGGAUCGAUCUGUCCAUUCAGGUAGGGAAGUGCAUCUGAUUGCCUCGAAGAAAGGUGAGUUUUUGACUCCUGCCCUACCUCUUCAGUCUGGCUGGGUAGCAAAAACUGAGCAGAGGAGAAAUUCUUCAGUGGUGUAAUCCAUCAGCUGGUCAAAGGGUGCUGCCUAAUGCGGCAAGAGACAUCCGGAUUCGUCGGCAUUAAGGUCCAACCCCUGGUAAAAGUGUGGAUACUCUGAAUCAGCCUGAAGCGCAGACUGAGGGGAUACCUAAGUAGCUUCUCCCUCCUCUGGGACUUUGUUGUCAACGGAGUUGUCCUCGCACAGGUAUGAGGCCUGGCCAAUACUUUCCAUGUACUUCACUCUACGUCACUGGAGGACACUGGAGUCCAGCUGAGUGCAAUGCACACAACUAGCGGGGUUGAUGGGAGCCUCCAUAGCGUAUUCAACGCCGAAGCAAGUAGUACAGAGCGUAUGGGAAUCUGUCCCGGACAUGUAAUGGCUGCAGUUUCCAGGGUGAGCGUUGAUAGGCUUUUGCUGCUUUUUCUCCCCCUUCCCUGACGACUUGGCCUGUAAGCCUGUUGACAUUGCGUUUCGGCAGGACGGACAAAAGCAAAUGGAAUUACCGGUGGGCUAGCUAGCCACUCCAGGCGCUGCUCCUACAAUGGGAAGUUGGGAGAGACACUGGGUAACGUGCGCUUGAGCCAGGUAAGCAGAAACAGACAGCUUUAUUUACCAGGGUGGUGAGAAAUAAAUGCCGUCUUUAUAUUUUCAGUGUAGUGAAUUAGCUGGCUUUCUUUACCUGAGUGUUGAUAGCCAGCUAGCCGAGCUGUCGCGUGGGAUACAAAGUGUCGACUCGGUCUGUAAACCAAGUAACUUGAGGUAGAACGAACGGCUGGGUUAUCUUUCACAGGGGAAUGAAAAAGGGAUGGUGCUUCAAUGGUGGGGUAACACACUGAAGAAACAUAACCGCUCUUGCAAACUGAAUGGGGCUUUAGCCCAGAGAUUGCUAGCUAAAACAUCAGUGGUGCCGUUAGCCCACUAACUAGCCAAGAUACUCGAAAGUUCAGCUAGCUAACUCCGAAAGUGGGAACCGACAGAGCUAGAGACCCUGGGUAGAAGUAGCUAAAAUUUGUGGGAACCUGCUAUUAGCAGGAUGCUAAAACAGUGGAGCUAGCUAGCUAACGACGCCAAUUGUGUGAAUGCCAGGCAACAAGUGUACAGUAUUUAGCCGAUGACAAAAAAGUGCUGCUAUCUGAGGUAACUUCACUCAGUAAGGUGAAGCUGAAGUAAGCAGCAUUCCUGAAAAAUAGAAAACAAGCCACUCAAUGCUAUGUGUUGGGGUAGUAACCCACACCGAAAGGAACUGUUAAGUUGAGAGCUAGUUUACUGAAUAAAGCUGUGUAACGGGCUAGUAACCAGAGACUCGAGGCUAAGAAUGAGGAAACCAGUGCAGUGUGUUAUAAGACACUCGGGGCGUACACACACAGCUCUGAUUGGCCUGUUAGGCGUGAUUGAAUAAGGCUUCAAAUAAAGACCCGCAAAAGGGGCCGUGUCCCAUAGUGAGAUGUCAACUGAAAGAACUGUUGAGUGUGAAAAACCCAGCAGUGUUGCAGUUCUUGACACAAACCAGUGCGCCUGGCACCUACCUACUACCAUACCCUGUUCAAAGGCACUUAAAUAUUUUGUCUUGCGCAUUCACCCUCAAUGUCACACAUACACAAUCCAUGUCUCAAUGAUCUCAAGGCUUAAAAAUUAUUCUUUAACCUGUCUCCUCCCCUUUAAACAAGGGAUCAUAGCUUUCACCUGGAUUCACCUGGUCAGGUUGUUUUGUACACUCAGUGUAUCUGCAGGUGUUCUUCUGUGUUUGUUUUUCCGUUUCACAUUUUAGGGGUUUGCAUUUUUGAAUGCUAUGGAUCCCCCUGUAUACAAGAUUCUACUUCCAACCUGCCGGUAAAACAUAUAUUUUUUUAAGGCAGUGUGCAAGAUGAGGGAUAUACAACCUCUGCAUGGAUGUGUGACCUAGCUAGUACGACUCCAAGUUCAGAGUGUGGACAGACCUCUGUACCGCGGAACAUAUCACUGCUUCCAGUCUAUCGUACGGCAAGAGUCGAUGACGGGUCUGUACAAAGGCAUUGGCUCCCCCAUGAUGGGCCUGACCUUUAUCAAUGCCAUCGUGUUCGGUGUCCAGGGCAACGCCAUGCGCAGGCUGGGCCACGACACGCCGCUCAACCAGUUCCUGGCCGGAGCGUCGGCGGGCGCGUUGCAGAGCGUCAUUUGCUGCCCCAUGGAGCUGGCCAAGACGCGCAUGCAGCUGCAGGGGCUGGGCGAGAGGAAGUCCAAGCAGAAGCUGUACAAGAACUCUCUGGACUGCCUGGUGCGCAUCUACCGGAAGGAGGGCUUCCGCGGUAUCAACCGGGGUAUGGUGACCACGCUAGUCCGCGAGACACCAGGUUUCGGGAUCUACUUCCUGACCUACGACGUACUGACGCGCUCUCUGGGCUGCGAACCCGAUGACCCCUACAUGAUCCUCAAGUUGCUGUUUGCCGGAGGCAUGUCGGGCAUCGCCUCGUGGAUCUCCACCUACCCCGUGGACGUCAUAAAGUCCCGGCUCCAGGCAGACGGCGUGGGCGGCCACAACAAGUACAAUGGCAUCGCUGACUGUGUGCGUCAGAGCCUGAAGCGGGAGGGCUGGCGGGUGUUCACGCACGGCCUCACCUCCACGCUGCUCCGGGCGUUCCCCGUCAACGCCACAACCUUCGCCACCGUGACUCUGUUCCUCAUGUACAUGCGAGACGAUGAGGGCGCCGUCAAAGACUGCGAGCCCCAGCCUGCCCACUCCUCGCUCACUGUGAGCCCACAGCAGGCCCAGCCCUCAAGCUUGUGAAUGGGAGAAGAUGGUGUUUCUGCUCUGGUGACCCUUAUUGGGUUGGAAGUGGGCCCACAAUGCACCAGCUAAUAAGCUGAUGUGACCUGACCACUCAACGUCAGCUUCACGAAGGCUAUUUUUACAAGAUGUAUGUAUGUUGAGAUGGUAAACCGCGCUUGUAAAUACUUGUCCCUUUUUGACCUCUGGUUUUGUACAGAGCACCCUUUUAUAUAUAAUUGUUUAGUCUUUUUGAGAACUAAUUGGUAAAUCGUGGGGGGGGAAACUAGCAGUGAAAAAGCACAAAAAUGGCUGACCUAGUCAUCCCUUAUACAUGUAUAUGUGUGCACAGCUGAGUAUAUUUAUGUAUGUCUGAAGGGCUUGUGGUAAUGACUGGAGUGGAAUCUGUAGAAUAGUAUCAAACACAUGGUUUCCAGGCGUUUGAUACCGUUCCAUUAGUUCCGUUUCAGGCCAUUUAUUAUGAGCCGUUUUCCCCUCAGCAGCCUCCACUGGUCUGAAGGUAUGUACAUACUGUAUAGAUACAUGCAGCUUUCCUAUUAAAAUACUCAUUAGUAGAGUCCUAGCCAGGGAUUCCAAACUAAGGGUCCAUUCACACAGCUUGAUGGGUGGAACUCAUCCAGAAAGUAAGCCAUUUCAUUGGUUCUAAUCAAUGAUUCUGCCGGCUAGGACCAAUGAAAUUACUUCCUUGUGUAGAUUUUUACGGCGAGCAGUGUGAAUGCACCCAUAGGUCCGAGUGAAUAUUCUCUCAAGGAAAAUGUAUCUACCCUGUUAGAAUGCCACUGGAUAUUCCAGAGUCGGGUGGGAGGUCUGCAUUAGCUGGUUCCUGAUUUAAAUUACUCUUGGCUAAAUUUACACAGGCUGCCCAAUUCUGAUCUUUUGCCCAAUUGUUGGUGAAAGAGCUGAUCUGUUUGUUCAAAAUACCAGUUAUUGCAAAAUAGAUCAGAAUUGGGCUGCCUGGGUAAAAGCAGCCUUAGUUCUUCUUGAUAAUCCUAAAGUUAAACACAGUCAUGGAUUUCAACUCCGUCUUGUCUCAGACCUUGUAAAGGUGACACCUUUCUCAUUUUACUGAAAGAUUCAGAAUUAACUGAAACAUUUGCUCAUGUGUGCUGAAAUGACUGCAUGAAAUGUCAUGAGCGAAGUGCAGAGCAAAAAAUUCUAAUUGUUUUGAUUAAAAACAUUUUUUAGUACAAUAGCAUUGUACUGUAUUUGAGGCGGCACAGUCCCUAGCAGUAUAAAACAGCCUGAUUCUGUUACAUUUUGGGCAAAAGUGGUACAUUUUUUACAAACAAACAUGAUAUUGACUAUACAUCUCAUGAUUUUUAUUUUAUAAAUUAUUCUACACGUAUGAUAUAUGUAUGUGUAAAGGAAUCUCUUGAAUAUUGCGUCCAUUCACGUACAGACCUUGAAUUGAAUUGCAACCGUGUGGUUCACAAGAACAUGUUACAUAACUAGCUUCUAUAUGGUGGAUGACACUGCUUGUACAGAGAUGUUACUCAUGAUGUAUUUAUACUGUGAACUUGGGUCAGUGCUUUCGCGCCCUCGUCUUGUUUCUUUUAUAGCACCUAGACAUUCAAGGGCAACUCAACUAAAUGGAAUACUGCUUCCUUUCUGUUUUACUGUCAUGUAAAACGACCAAUCAGAGCCAGAAAUUUGUUCAGAAGAGCACAAGUGCUUGAAAAGGCCAGUUACUCUUAAUUUGUACGUGUCAUAUUUGUUCUGUAUCGGUCGUAAUGUCUUUCAACCAAAUCAAUAUGUGGGGGAAAAACAUGUCAGAAUAAAACUAUAUGAAAUGA